CAAUAGCAAAGAAGAAGGCGUACGAUACGAUUGCUCGGGAACAGGGUAUUCGGGACCUACCUGCCAUUUUCCAAUCUUCAUGAGAACUUGCGGAGAGUACUAUUUUUCUGGUGAUCGAAUAUCAGGUUUAAAAAGAAUUGAUAUCGAUGGUGUUGGAAAGUUUCCUCCAGUUAAUGUACUGUGCAACUUCAGGAAUGACAAAAUUUUAACAAUAGUUGAACACAACUUUGAGGAUAAGUCUGAAGUAAGAUCUGCCGACUGGGGUCCGACGAUAUACAAAUUGCAGUACCGCGAUAUGACUUGAGAUAUUCUGAAGUUCCUUGUAGAUCAUGCUGAUUACUGCGAACAAGCCAUCAAAUACUGGUGUUGGCAGGCUCCCAUUAGUUUUGGCAUCGGAACUAAAUUCACUUCUCCAAGAGGACAAACUAUGAGAUCUGCCAAUAUGACAAACAAUUGUGAUGCUAAUAAAUAUAGUUGGUUAUACGAUGAGGGUGUGUUGAAUGUGAAGAAAUACCUGCCUGUCGUACGCAUGGACUUCUCACAAGAAAAUAACAAAGAACAUACACUUGCCCGAAUGUCCUUGGGUGCACUGCGGUGCAAUGGAAUAAUCGGCUAUACCGGAGGAUACAUCCUUACCUUCCUCAACUCAAAUGCGAUCCUGAAAUUAAAACCAUGGAAAAGGGGAACUUUGAGUUUAUGUUUUCGUACAGCAAGAAAUAAUUCUGUAAUCUUUCACCAACUUCGCUCCAAGACCAACACCAACAAUUUAAUGGCUAAGGUUUACGAUGAUCACACGAUGGAAUUUUCGUAUCGCCAGAAUGGACGAAAAGGUGUCGUACAUCUGAAAACAACGCGUCAGUUGACGGAUCGAGAUUGGCAUUUGAUAACGAUUGAGCAGACUCUAAACACAGUAAGGUUUAGUGUCGACAUGGAAAAUGAAGUAGUCAUGCUUAAAGAAGGAGAGAAGGUGAAAGCGUAUGACGGACCUUUUCUUCUUGGUGGAUCUUUGAGUACUGAGGUUAUGGAUGACCCUAAUGUGCAAGGCGUGGUGGGAUGCAUUGCUGGUUUAAUAAUAAACAACCGGGUGAAGUAUCUCGCUGAUAUUUACACCAUCCAACAGAGUGUUGUACGAGAGGGAAUGGCUGUCGGAUGUAGCACCUUAUGUCAUGAGAACACGUGCAAAUAUGGAGGGCGGUGUAUCGAGCGUUUUACGUCAUAUAAAUGCGUGUGUCUUGAUCGCGCUACCUCUGGCGAGCAUUGUGAAAUCAGUGAGAUUACGUUUAUACUUUAUAGUUUAAGUCAUUUAUGUUAA
This is a messenger RNA of Anneissia japonica, 1312 nucleotides long. Its product is annotated as neurexin-4-like. The transcript is spliced from 9 exons. The record is from RefSeq and is a predicted model, not a curated record. NCBI's taxonomy places the organism in Eukaryota, Metazoa, Echinodermata, Crinoidea, Comatulida, Comatulidae. The coding region runs from base 428 to 1312 and encodes 294 amino acids.